This is a messenger RNA of Pseudoliparis swirei, 3977 nucleotides long. RefSeq names its product heparan-sulfate 6-O-sulfotransferase 1-A-like. Gene Ontology annotation, molecular function: heparan sulfate 6-sulfotransferase activity. Lineage: Eukaryota; Metazoa; Chordata; Actinopteri; Perciformes; Liparidae. The transcript has 4 exons. Bases 1866 to 3218 code for a protein of 450 amino acids. Gene Ontology annotation, cellular component: membrane. The record is from RefSeq and is a predicted model, not a curated record.
GGGCUCCUAUUGGCUAAGAAAAACGUUGAUGAGAACUUCAUAAUCUUUUGGAAGUUAGUUCUAACUUUCUUUUAUUUCCAUGUUUGAUCUGUAUGCAUUUCAAGCAAAAAAGACUAACAAAAGUAAUGGUCAAUGUAGGUUGCAUAAAAACACAUAAAGCAAAAUAGAAUAAUAUAUGCAUUGAAAUGUCCAAAUAUUUACCACCAAAAAGUCUCAAUUUCCUAUCACCUUUAAAAAUACACAUUUAAUGAAAAUGGUACCUUUCCUGCAUGGUUGCAUGUUUUGGGCAAAACAUAGACGGCUUGAUUUGGAAAGAACAGGUUUCAAAUGAUAAGACAUGAUCAAAUGCAUUCAAAAAUGUGAUAUUGUAUGCUAAAUAACUUUAAAUGUGUUUUCAUUUUUAAUUGAAAACAAUGAUAUUGUAGGCUAAAUAACUUUAAAUGUGUUUUAGAAUUGCUUGAAUCUUAGUUGUAUGCAGAGGUUGGUGUUUAUCAUUCUAAAUACCACACACCAAAACAAAAGUCUGUAAAAAUAGGGAAUGGAAAUUCUGAAAUGAUUGUUUGGGACUUUGAAAAACGCAAUGUUAUUAUAGCACACAUAGCUAAGAACCAUAUUAUUUAUAAAACAGUCAUAAAACAACAUUUAAAAGUGUGCUAGAUGUAGCCCCCAUAAGCGACUACAUCAGGUAAUGGCUGAAUACAGCAGCUCAGGUCCUUGUAGCCUGAGGCUCAGGCGCAGAGAAACAGGCAGGACUCAAUGAAUAACAAAAAAACUCUUAAAAAAAUUAAAGAAAACAUUAGGCACCUUUUAGGCAUGUUUAUCACAAAACAGGCAGAACAAGAGAGAUGUUUAACUGCUCAAAACAAGUUACGAUGGUGCCCCCCCCCCCCAAAAAAAGAAAAAGAAAAUACACAUUCAACUUCCCAAGCUCGCCGUUGUGCCCUUUCCUAUCUCAGAGGGGGGGGGGGGGGGGGCACCAUGAAGGAGUUAUGCUUAGUGCACCAACAUGGCGAGCAACAGCACUGCAUAGGAGACAUAGGAGACAUAGGAGACAUAGGAGACACAGAGGAGACAUGGGAGACACAGAGGAGACACAGAGGAGACAUAGGAGACACACAGAGGAGACACAGAGGAGACAUAGGAGACACACAGAGGAGACACAGGAGACACAGAGGAGACAUAGGAGACACACAGAGGAGACAUAAGUGACACAGAGGAGACAUAGGAGACAUAUGAGACACAGAGGAGACAUAGGAGACACAGAGGAGACAUAGGAGACACAGAGGAGACAUAGGAGACACGGAACAGGGUGUUACAAUAUAGGUGCGUUAAAUUCUUAUGAAUUAAACUUUUAGUUUUGUGUAAAGAGGAAUGUGUUGAACUAUAUCUCUGCAAGGCCACUCGCUAUUGGCUCCUCGUGGAUGACGCGGUCGUUACGCGUCAACCAAUAAAUUAAAAGCGACUCUCCUUUUCACUCGGUUUUCAGCAAGAGAGAGAGAGUGAGCGCGAGAGAGGGAGAGAGCGAGAGGCGUUGAAAAGGUAGACGUCGCCGCGCUGCAUGCUGGGUAACUCGCUCCACGGUGAUGCAGUGUUGUGGAGCCUGGAACCCAAAGUAAAGUAACCGGGGGAGGGUCGUCUGCGCGGGGGGGCUUCGCCGAGUUACAAUGCGUCCCUCGCGGUGCUGAGCGGUCUCCGUGAACGACGAGCCCACUUCUCCGGUCGCCUCCGAGCGGAAUGAGUCGCUCCUGAGCCCCGGGAACCGAGUCCCUCCAGCGGGGCAGAGCCAGCAUGCAGACGCCGCGCGCCCCGCUCCCCGCCGUCGGCGCGCCCGCUCCCCGGUAGCGCGCCGCGGGACCUGCGGGAACAUGGUCGAGAGGAGCAGCAAAUUCUUGUUGAUCGUGGUCGGAUCCGUGUGUUUCAUGCUGAUUCUGUAUCAGUACGUGGCUCCCGGGGUGAUCAAUUUCGGCUCCCCGCACCGGUAUUUCACGGAAGAAGACGAGGGGGACAUCUUCCCCACUCCGGACCCCCACUACGUGAAGAAAUACUACUUCCCGGUCCGGGACCUGGAGAGGACGAUCGACUUCCAAAUCAAAGGGGAGGACGUGAUCGUGUUUUUGCACAUCCAGAAAACCGGGGGGACUACCUUCGGCAGGCACCUGGUGCAGAAUGUCCGCCUGGAGGUCCCCUGCGACUGCAGACCGGGCCAGAAGAAGUGUACCUGCUACCGGCCCAACCGCAAGGAGACCUGGCUCUUCUCCCGGUUCUCCACCGGCUGGAGCUGCGGCUUGCACGCCGACUGGACCGAGCUCACCAACUGCGUGCCGGGGGUCCUCAACAAGAAGGAGAGCAAGCAGAAGAAUCUACGGAAGUUCUACUACAUCACCCUGCUGAGGGACCCGGUGUCCCGGUACCUCAGCGAGUGGCGCCACGUGCAGCGGGGAGCCACGUGGAAAACCUCCCUGCACAUGUGCGACGGACGGACGCCGACGCCCGAGGAGCUGCCCUCCUGCUACGAGGGCUCCGAUUGGUCGGGCUGCACCCUGCGGCAGUUCAUGGACUGCCCCUACAACCUGGCCAACAACAGACAGGUGCGUAUGCUGGCGGACCUGAGCCUCGUUGGCUGCUACAACAUGUCCACGGUUCCAGAGAAGAAGAGGGCCCAGCUUCUCCUGGAGUCGGCCAAGAAGAACCUGCGAGACAUGGCCUUCUUCGGUCUGACGGAGUACCAGAGGAAGACCCAGUUCCUGUUUGAGCGGACCUUCAGGUUGCGCUUCAUCAGACCCUUCAUGCAGUACAACAACACCAGAGCGGCCGGCGUGGACUUGGACAACACGACGGUGCAGCGCAUCGAGGAGCUGAACGAGCUGGACAUGGAGCUCUACGACUACGCCCGGGACCUGUUCCAGCAGCGCUACCAGUACACCCGGCAGCAGGAGAGGCGGCAGCAGCGCAUCAAGGACCACCUGCAGCAGAGCCACCAGGGCCUGGGCCUGGGCGUCGGCCUGUGGCCCUCCCACGGCCGGCAGAGCUCCGUGUCCACGCUGGAGGACGGAGGGGCGGAGCGGGAGGAGGGGGGGGAGGAGGGGGCGGAGAAGGAGGAGGGGGGGGAGGAGAAGGAGGAGCGGGAGGGGGGGGCGGAGAAGGGCGGCAGGACGGAGGAGGCGGGCGGCCGGCUCCCCACCGAGGACUACGUGAACCAGAUCAUCAACCGCUGGUAGCGGCGCAAUGAUGACACACACACACACACACACACACACACACACACGCAUAUGUCAUGUGAAACACACACACACACACAGGCGCCUGCAUCAAAAGACACAACUGACUGACAAACCGACUUUGCUGGAGAGUUGAGCUACAGGGAUGAGAGUCGCAUCGGGUUGCUAUGGAGACCUGGGCUUGGUCCAUUGCAUCAGCUCUCAUUAUUGAGGUGGGCCCCCCCCCCCCCUCCGACCCUCUGCAUCUCUCGGUCUCUCCUGUCAUCAUUACUGAGUGGAGGAGAGAUAUUUUGAAGAGUUGCAGACGACCGAGCAUCACUUCCAUCUCUCCCUCCUCCUCCUCCUCCUCGUUCUCUGUGGCCUAAUAAGGAGCAUGAGAAAAUAAAAUUAAGUCUGUGAAUCCCCUCAAACCCUUGCUGAAGAACCAGUCUACUUCCUGGAUCCUCCAAUUUCAGAAGAACUGGGACUGCGAUCAAAGUGCCGAUUCUCAGCUGAACGCGUCGUGUUUGGAGCGAUGAGAGACGGAACCCGACGGGAAGAAGCGAAGAAGAGUUGGACUUAAUUGUGUAAUAAAGCUUUCUGCUUUAAAAAAAAAUCUGCCAUUUUACCCAUGAACACGCUUUGGUCAUGAAAUAAUGACUCAUUCUCAUUUUAGGAUGAUUUUAUUUGUAUAUUCCUUUUUGUUUAUGCUUUUUUUAAAGCAGAAUUGUAAUAACACUGAGACCAAUAUUGCUGCCUAAAGAAAAGUGAUUCCUUUUA